Molecule: messenger RNA, 2093 nt
Organism: Carassius auratus (goldfish)
Lineage: Eukaryota; Metazoa; Chordata; Actinopteri; Cypriniformes; Cyprinidae
Product: ankyrin repeat domain-containing protein SOWAHC-like
Exons: 13
Coding region: 150-1289 (379 amino acids)
Molecular function (GO): protein binding
Source: RefSeq, a predicted model, not a curated record
UUGGCCAGUCUGUGUGUGAACACUUUUUCCAGCAUUGGCUUCUAGCAAAGCCAUGUCUCAGCAUCUUCGAGAAGAACCCGUGACGACUAACUUACAUCACAUUUAUUGUAAAAUAUUGUAAAACAUCUUGUUUCAGUUCCCUGUCAGAGAUGGGCGAGAUCAGUGAAGCGUCCUUGCUGGAUUAUAUCUGUUCCUCUGGAGGAAAAGUCAAAAAUUCUGAUCUGUCCAAAGCAUAUAAGCAUUUUAUAAACCAUAGCGAUUUGCAGCUACGUGCCAAAUACAGAGAAGAGUUCAAACUCGUCAUUGAUAGAAUUGCAGUGGGGAAAUCUGAAAAUGGGGAGAAAUAUCUUGUCCUCAAGAAGAAGUAUAGACAGCAAAUGCAAGAUCAAGAGCCUGGCUCUGGAAAGGAAGGACAAUCAAUCAAGCAGUUUCAUCCAAACACACAAAAUGAUCUCCAGGUCUCCAAUCCAGGGCAGAACCGUAACCCAACAGCUCAGAAACCAGCACUGGUGGGCUGGUGCUCAGGACCCAUGAUUACAGUCACAGAGGCAACAGAACCGACCUAUACAGAUAAUCAGGCCGACAGCACCCUCUCACCGCCAGACGAGGAGAAACCAGACGAGCUUUCAGCUUCAGACAGAGAAGAUGAACUCGACAAGGAUUCAGGGUCAAAGAGUGAAUCCGAGCAGGAUGAGGAGUGUGGAGGCAGUUUGGGAUCCACCGCUGUGGCUCUGGAUCCUCUUGAGAAAGAGUGGAUCUUCUCAGCAGCAAGUGGCAAACUGUCUCACCUUACUCAGCUCCUGAAACAAGACUCUUCCCUGGCCAAUAAAAAGGACUUCACCUCAGGGUUUACAGCGCUGCACUGGGCUGCCAAACACGGUAAAGAAGACAUGACCACAAUGUUGGCAGAAGCAGGGGCUGACGUCAAUACAAAAGCACAUGGGUACACACCUUUACACAUAGCAGCGCUGCACAGGCAUCGACAUAUAUUUGACCUGCUGGUCAGGACAUAUGGAGCAAAUGAGCAUUUGCGGGACUACAGCGGCCACAUAGCAUAUCAUUACCUCAGUGUACGGGAAACACAAUUAGAAGACCAUGAGCUAUCUGAAGUCAGCGAGUGCCACAGUCUAACCCAGGCUGGCGAGCGCAGAAACAGGAAGAUCACCUCAAUAUUUCACUCCAUGAAGAAGUGGGGUUCAGCAGAGGAGCUGGCGGCCGUACCGGAGGAGAGGACUGUUGCUCAUCAGCUCAUGCUGCCUGCGUUUAGGCCCAGAAAGUUCUCACGGUAGACUAUGUGAAGUCCAAAGAUCUUCAGUAUCGCUUUAGUGCCACGUGAAUAGUUUACAGAUGAAAAUGCACUUUGCUGCUUUUUUCACACAAAUAGUAUGAUGUAGUUGUAUUCACAUUUAAGUAGCUUCUUAGCUCAAUAAUUAGCAUUUGUAAUGUUAUGCCACAGCAGUGUGUGUGAUGUCUUUUUUCUCUGCUAAAGGUUUACAGUUUUUAUUAAGCAAUGAAAAGGCAUUUUAAAAUACCUGUACAUCAUAUGAUCCCAAGAUUUUACAAGAACUCAGUUUCACUAAAUAUGUCAAUGCUAAAAUUCUAUCUUGAAUAGAGACCAACUUCAGCUUUUAUUUGCCUUAUAUUCACCCUACAUAAGAUGCCUACAUAUAUAUAUAUAUAUAUAUAUAUAUAUAUAUAUAUAUAUAUAUAUAUAUAUAUAUAUAAUUUUUUUUUGUUGUUGUUGUUUUUUGUUUUUUGUCCACACACGAACACAUAUGUAACAGCCAACAAUAUCGAAAAUGUAUGAUAAAAUUCCUUUGAAACAAUCUGCCCUAUUCUCCAUUAUUUCACUUUGAAAUAUUCAAAUAUAAUUUUAUGGAAUUUAAAUGCUCUGCACAAGCCUUUACUUUUAUUCUUUUCUUUUCCAUUAAUGUCUUUGUAUGUUUUUAGCAAAUGUCUGUUGCAUUCCAAAGGAUGGCGUUGAGUAAAUCUUCUAGUUUGUGCCUUACACCAAAAUUCUUUCCUGUUACCUGAGUGUUUAUUUUCAUAAUGUAAUUUAUGUUAAAUAUAUAAUAAACUGUACUGUGUGUAAA